Molecule: messenger RNA, 468 nt
Organism: Lachancea dasiensis
Lineage: Eukaryota; Fungi; Ascomycota; Saccharomycetes; Saccharomycetales; Saccharomycetaceae
Source: the annotation of a GenBank genome assembly
AUGGCAGAUAGACUUACUCAACUGCAAAUAUGUCUAGACCAAAUGAUGGAGCAAUUUUGUGCUACCUUGAACUACAUCGACAAGAAUCACGACUUCGAGGCGUCAGAAGCUGGAGAGGAUAAAAUGACAGAUCCGCAUGCUACAAUAGCAUCAAAAGAAGAUUUCGAUAAUACCAUCGACGAGCUUUCAACAGACCUUAUCCUGAAGACUAGGCAAAUCACAAAGCUGAUAGAUUCAUUGCCAGGAGUCGACGUGUCGGCGGAUGAACAGAUGCAUAGGAUAGAGGCACUGCAAAACCAGCUGGUGAAGAUGGAGGACAAGAAGAUGGAAGCUACAAAGCAAAAAGAGGAACUACUGAGAAAAGUGGACAGUAUGAUAGUUGAUUUUACUGUAGGGAUCGCUAACGCUCGAAAAUCAGAAACCCUUGCCGAAAAUGAGGUCAAUGUGACAGGACAAAGUGACAUGUAA